AUGUCGGGUACAAAUUACCAAAGGGAUGGCAGUGGUUAUGAAGAUGAAUUGCCAGUGCACCAGUCGGAAUUAGAAUUAGAAUCUGAUAUUUUACAAUUUAACAAUAUUAGUCGAAAUAAUCAGAAUAUUAAUAACUCUUCUACAUUGUCACAUCAAAUUCCGUCAAGAACUUCCUCAUCUAAAACAAAUCUACUUAAGAAGAUAGGACUUUGGAAGUUUUUCGAAGCCGAUGAUUCAUCAGUUACCACUUCUUUUCUAGAAAAUGACUACGUUAAAGUGGUUUUUCACGUCCACCUCCCGCCAAAACUUGAGAAUAUCUCGAGAGAUUUUAAUUUAAUAGAUAAAGCAACUCCUUGCGUAAUUGGUAAUAUUGACGAACUCGGUAACUGGGAAAAAGAGUUGGUUCCACUUAAGCAACCUUAUUCUAAACCACUCAGAGGAUUGUAUGGGGAUAAAAACAGUACUUAUUGGGUGUCUGAACCCGUUAUGAUUCCAAUAAGUAAGUUUCAUGAAGGUGAGAUUAGAUAUAAGUAUGCCGUGCAAAUUGUUGAGAAAAUAGAUAAAAAAAGUAUUAAAGCUGAAGAAAAGAAGAUUAAAGAAGCCGAGAAGAAAGCUGAAAAAGAUAGAAAGGAAGCUGAGAAAAAGGCUGAAAAGGAGAGGAAGGAAGAAGAAAAGAGAGCAAAAAAAGCUGAGAAAGAAAGAAAAGACGCUGAAAAGAAAGCUGGAAAGUAUAUGAAAAUUGAUGAUAUUAGUCAAGAUAGCGAAAAUAAUAGGGACAACGAUGGUAGUCUCUUGAGGGAAGAGGAUGUCGGUGAUGAAAAACCUGGUGAUACAAAAAAUAACGACAACGAUGAUGAUAAAGGUGAAUAUGUGGCCAAGAAAGACAAGACGGAUGAUGAUAAGGAUGAUGAUAGGGACGAUAAUAGGGAUGACAAUAAAGAUGAUAAUCAGGAGGAUAAUAAGGAUGAUACUAAGGAUGAUACUAAGGAUGAUACUAGAGAUGAUAAUAAGGAUGAUAAAAAGGAUUAUGAUGACCCCAUGAGACCCGAAGAAACAGAGAAUUAUCGUACAUUAAAUGUAAAAGGUGAAUCAACUAAUCAGUUUGAUAUAGUGAGCAAAAUAAACAUUGACAAUCGUUCGUAUUAUAAGCAUGUUCAUGAUUACGAAUUCUUUAAAAUAAUCUGGAAAUCGCUUACUCCUGAGAAUGCUAAAAUAAAACUUAAGGAAUAUCUAGAUAUUUUGGAACGGUUUCCAGAUGAGACUCUAUCAGCGGUUGAUGUAAGCUUUAUCGAGGAUUCACUUAAAAGUACAAGCGAUAAAGAAAAACGUCUAUUUUUAAGUAUUGUACUAGGAUAUUACAUUAUCACACGUUCUAACACAUUUGGGAAUUAUAUGCUCGGAAAAAAAUUUCCUUCUCAAAAUGUAUUUGAAUGUAUUGAAAAAUUUCGUCCAGAAGACUGGUUACCCAACACUACAGAAAUACUCUUAACUACUCUUCGUGCAUCGAUUGUACGUGAUGUACAAUAUGGUGAUCAUUUUUGGGUGAAAGCUAUGUUUACAUUUGCGCAUUCUUUAGACCCUGAAUAUAACUUCUUGGAUUGUGUUUCUAAUAAAUUUGACGAAAAAUAUUCAGACUCACUCGUUAACUUUUAUUUUCCAAAAUAUGUUACUCCUAGUAUUAACAAAAUUGAAUCUGAUGAAACUUAUUAUAUAUUGUUGCGAAAAACAUUCCUUGAACGCGUACAAUACCACAUUUCAUCUGUCUCUGCAGAAUUAUUGCAAAAACAUUUUGCUGCAAUCUCCAAUGAUUUCAAGGCAGAUGUAGCAGAUCCAUUUCGAAAUGCUACUUUUGCUUUAUUAGAACGUACUUUUGUUCAUAAAUGGACAGCCUCCAAUGUAGAUGCUAUAUAUUCCAUGUUACAAAAUGAUCAGCUUGAAUGGAGAAAAGAUCAUCAUCUUCGAGCACUUGAAAUUAUUUCAAUCUCAAAGAGCAAAUUAUUAUUAAAUAAAUUUCCUGCGUUGCUUAAAUUCUGGUUUAACAAAUAUAGUAAAUUUAUUAAUUUAGCUAAUUUAACCGAAUCGGAUGAAAUUCCCAAUAUUUGUGAACGUUGGUAUUAUAGUAUGCUAUCUCUUCUUGAUUUCGCCUCCGAUAAAUUAAUCAAAAUUGCUAUUGAUCGUUGUAAUCAGUGUAGUGAUACCAGGAUCUUUAAAGCCACUAAGCAUAUUCACAAAUUUCAUAAACUUGGUCAGGAUCUUGUUACACCAUUUGCUCAGAUGGUGAAAGGAAAAAUCAUUGUUAAAAAUAUUGAUGACACGUUGCUACAAAAGAUGCAAGAGAUUUGUGCAUGUAAAUCGGAUGUUUUGGAUGUUCCUAAUUCGUUGUGUGAAGAAAUAUUAUUAUAUAUCGUGGAAAAAUUGAACACCUUACAUCCCUUACCUGAUAAAUCCGAUUCUGAAAUUUCUUCUACCUCAUUAAUUCUUCUCCGUCAUUCCAGAUUUUGGAAUUUGAUAUUAGAUCCAAUUGGUGAAGUUACAAGAUUGAAAUCACAUCCAUAUAUUAAACAAGCUCAAAGUAUCAUUCGUAAUUUCGAAAAAAUCUUGACACAAGAAUCUAUCACCUUCCUAAUCUUACAAAGACUUCUUCUUAAUAAAGAUGAUAUAUUAAUUCGAUUUUUUAAUUCUGAAAAAAUUAAUAAAUCAACUAUUAAUAAUUUAAGAGAUCAAUGCAAGAGUUAUUUGAAUAAAAAGGAUCGAUUACAUACUUUUUAUACUCGAUUUUGCUCUCAAGAUAAAGUUAGUGAUCUAAAUUUGUUUCUUGAUGAUAUAAAUGAAAGAUCAACAAAAUUGGAUAAUUUAACUCUUAAAGAGACUCAAUCACCAAAUCAUUGGGAGAAACAUGAGAUUUCAGAGGAUGCUGCAAAUAUGGUAUAUAAGUUAAUUGAUUCCCAAACUUUUAGAAAUAUUUUUGAUAAUGUAAUGAGAAUUGAAGGAGGGCCCGUUUCUACGGAAAAAUUGGUCGGAUCAAUUAUACCAUCAGUAAAUGAGGAAUAUAAAAGAUUUGCUCGACAAUACCAAACUGAAAAUUGGAAAACUCUUAAAUGUUCAAGUCAAAUUAUACUUUGGCAAAGAGUUAAUCAAGGAAAUGUUAGAAAUGAACUUGAUUUUUUACAAAUAAAAAAAUCUGAUCUAUUGGUGCAAACAAUGAUACAUAUGACUCAAUUUCCUAUAUAUGUUGAAAGACUUCAACAAUUAAAUGGAAUUAUUUUAAUGUUCAAGGUUAUAUGUACUAAAGGUGGCUGGUUUAGUACUAUGUUAAUGAUUCUUGAAAAUGAAUAUUUAUGGCUUGGUGCGCUUAAUAGUUUUUUCUCCUAUUAUAAUAAGCACCUAUCAUAUAUUAAAGAUAAUUGUUGGGAAUUAAUCAAAGCAUUAUCAAUGUCUCAUGAUUUUAUUAAUUGGCUUCGAUCUAUAGCUGAACAUAAUAUAAAAAAUUUGAUUAAUAGUGUAGAUGACCAAUCGGAUGAACGACUUAUUCAGGAAGAAACAAUGUCUUCAUUAAUUCAAGUCCAUCAAGUUUUAGUACCAAUAAUCAAAAGUGAUGAAACCUUGACCAUUAAAAAGCUCUUGAGAAAAUUGGUAACAAUUGUGGAUACAAAUCCUAAAUUAGGUCAAAAAAUUGAAUUAUGUAAUUGUAAUAGAAAAGCAUUGGAAAAUUUAGUAAAGAACAUUGAUAAUAAGACAGAAAUUACUCAAGAACGAAUUAGUAAUUCUGUUAAAAAAGGUGUUUUUACUUUUCAACGACUUGAAAAUGAUGAUAAAUGUACUGCUACUUUAUCUUAUUCAACCCGAGUAUUCGCGGAAGCUUUAGAAAAGCAAAUGACAAAGUUUACGCUAAAUGAUCUACUUGAUUUACGAGGACGUGCCCUUUUGAUUUCAAAACCUGGCAUCACCUUGGACGUGGAUAGUCUUGGAGAGGAAGGAUUACAACAUGAUAUGGCUAAAAAGACAAUGAUUGAAUUUGUGGAUCAAGUUGAUUUGGCACAAGAGAUUUGUGGAUUGGCUUCGGAAUUGAUUCAAAUGGGGCAUUUUAAAUAUAGGAGGUUUAAUAAAGAUGUUAAAGGAAUCAAUGAAAUGGAAGGUUUACUUGAUGAAUUAAGAGUGGCUUUAGAUGAAUGGAAAAAGAUUGUGAACAAAGCGCAGGAAAAAUAUUAUUACCUGACUUUCUUUCCAGCUAGACAAAUUUUGGUAUUCUACGACUAUUUUAGUCAAAGUGCUAAAGAUAAAGAAACAAAUAUCGAAGAGUGCAAAGCUCUUAUAAAUUUUGUAAAUACUAGUAUCGAAUUACCACCGUCGGAUGUAGUAUUAAAUAAUAUACUUAACGAUAACACUCUUAAUGAUGACACGAAUGAUGAUAUAGAUACUCCGAUGGAAGGAAAGAUACUAGGAUAUUUGUUUAGAAAUAUUUAUAAUAAACCAAAGCGAGUAUCACGAAACAAAAUAGAAAUAGUAAAAUCCGAUUUCGUUUUUUCAGGAAAAUUAUUUGUGGCCGCAUGUAACGAUAAAUUACUCGUUCCAAAUAUUAUAAUGUCAUUAUAUGUUAAUCAUGAAUCAUAUCCUCAACCAUGGCAAAUAUUAAUAUGUACUCCAUCAACUACUUUGGAAGAACUUUCAAUCUUCACUAAACGAUGUUUCUUUGCAGCAAAAAAUGGAUAUGAGAAUUAUUUAUUUUGUAUUGCUAAUUUAGAAUUAGUCGAGUUUGAACUGCAAUAUCAACUUGUAAACAUUAUUAGAUCAAUGAGUGAACAAUAUGAUAAAUAUUUAUUGGCUCUCAUAUGUUGUCGAGAAUCUGGUGUUCAUCAUCAUAUCCUGGAUCAAUUUUCUCAGGAUGUUCAUACAACAAAUGGACUUGAUAUGAAAUCCAUGAAAAUAAUAUAUCAAGAAUUAUGCCCAAACGUUUUUUGUGUGACGUCGGAGUUUUCCGGUCUAGGAAAAACUGAAUGGAUUAAAAAUAAAAGCUACGAAUUAAAGAAAGCUCCAAAUAGCUUUUUAAUUAAUGAUGAUGUUGAUUUUAGAACAUUGGUUAAACGAUUUAAAGAAUUUAAGAUUCAAUCGUUUGAAAGUUUACAUCUGAAUAUAAUAUCAGCUAAUCAUCCUAGAGACGUCAAUAUGUUUAUAUUUGAACUAUUAACUUUAGGAAUGGUCGUAAAUAGUAUCGAUAUAGCUCGUUUGCUCAAUACUAAUAUAUUCAUUGAAAUUGCUUCAACCGCCGAUCAAUAUUUGUUUAAAUCUAUACCAAUAGUUCAUUGUCUUGCAAAUACUGAUUUGAAAUGGGACAUUAGAAAUCUCAGGGUAUCCAAAGAAAUACAUAGUCCUAUUCAGAUAGUUUGUCAUUACUUAUAUGCUUAUGAGAGAACCAUAGAUACUAAAAAUCUCUUAUUCCAUACAAUCGGGCCUGAUGCUACAAAACCUAUGCCUGAUGAAGCAUGUCAAGACCUUAUUAAUAAAUAUUUAUUUGAUAAUGGCACUAGUAAACAAGAUAUUACAUCAUUCAGAUUUGUUGAAAUAUUCGUUAACGUCUUUGCUGAUCAAUUGGUUCGUUUAUCUUCGAGUCAAUAUUUCCAAGUUGAAAAUUUAAAAGUCAUGAUUAAAGAAAAAGAAAUUCGAAAAACUUUACUUCGAACUUUAUUAGAUGUAUCCAAAGAUUUUGCAACAUUAUCAUUUAAAACCAAAACUGCACAAUUAGAGUCAACAACACCAUCAAAUAAUGAUAAAUUGGCAACCAUAGUUAAUUGGGAUGAUUCAAAUCAUCUUUUGGUAUUUUUCUUAUCACAAAUACCAGAUGCUAUUUGUGCUUUAUAUCGUGAUGAGAAACGAGUUCCUGAAAAUGUUAAGAGAUUAUUAAAAAGUCAACAUACUGAUAAGGAUAAGAAAUUUCAAUUGGAAAAUUAUAAUACAAUGGAUACAUCACAAUUAUUGGAAAAAUUGGAACGUUUGGCAAGAAAAACCAACAAUAAAAUUAAGUAUCCUCGUUAUGCAUUAUCGGCAGAUAAUUUAAUAAAAAUGGCCUUAAUUUUGUUAAGAGCUCGUGCCAACAUUCCGGUAAACUAUUACACAUUAUUAACUAUUAAUCCAAAGUCAUUAGACUUACAUGCCGGUGUGACCGAAGAAAACAUCUUAUCUUUUAUGGAAGAAGCUCAAAAAUUCGCCGAUACUUCUGAACUAUGGUUAUUCUUUGAUGAAAUAAAUACAUGCAAUCAUAUAGGUCUUCUCGCAGAUUUAAUAGCUCAUAGAAUGUUAAAUGGUCGCCAAAUACACCCUAAUAUUAGAUUGUUUGCAGCAUGUAAUCCGUAUCGUAUACGUACAAAGGAUCAAAGUAAUGUUGGGUUGUCUACCAAAGCCAAAAAGAAGGAAAUUAGAUAUGAGGAACGUAGCAAUUUAGUAUAUCAAGUUAAGCCAUUGCCCGAUCAAAUUCUUGAUUAUGUUUGGGAUUAUGGAAUCCUCCAAGAAAAAGAAGAAGAAAGAUAUAUUCAAACCAUGGUUCUUGAAGCAUUAGAAAGUGAUUUUAAAAACCCAGAUAUGUUUGCAAAUUUAAUAUUUAGAUCUCAAGUAUUUGUUCGAGAAGAAGAAGAACCUUAUAGUGUCAGUCUUCGGGACGUAAAACGAGCAAUUACCCUAGCAAAAUUCUUUAGCGACAGUUUUACAAAAAGAUCACAACUAAAUGAGAAAAAUAAGUAUCCUCCAGAUGAUGGGUUCGAUCUUUCACUUAGAUGUUAUGUAUUAGCAUUAGGUCUUUGUUACCAAUGUAGAUUAUAUGAUCAAAACAUUAGAAGAAGAUAUCGUAAAGAAAUGGCAAAAAUUAUUAGCUACAAAUUUAAAUUUAGUGAAGAAGAUUUUAGUAAUAUUAUCAGACAAGAGCAAGAAGAUUAUAUAGAUAGAAUGACAUGUCCUCCUAAUACUGCAAAAAACGAAGCACUCUUGGAAAACGUUUUGGUCUAUCUUAUUCCACAUCAAGGUUCAUCAUCAUCAACGUCAGAUGGUAUUUCAAAAGUAUUCGAAAAAGCCAACAAUUAUCAAAAAACAACCUCUAAAGAAUUUCCUGUGAUAAGUGUUGUCUUGCUGGAUGAAGUUGGUUUGGCUGAAACAAGCCCAUUUAAUCCAUUAAAAGUCCUUCACUAUUUACUUGAACCACCUUAUGGAUCCGAUAGUCAAACUGUUUCAGUGAUCGGAAUAUCUAAUUGGAGAUUGGAUAACAGUAAAAAAUUCGCAAAUUUCCAUGGCCUACGUGACUAUUAUGCUCUUGUAAAAUCCCUUUCAAAAACUGAACUCACACCAAAAAAUAUCCAAAAAGCUCUGACCCGCAAUUUUGGUGGUACUGAUAAAACUCAAGAGUUAUGUGAAAAAUAUUUUGCACAAGUGCUCAGAAACUUUAACCAACAAUGUGAAUGGGAGUAUAAAUCUUUACCAAUAGAAGAUUUAAUAAAUGCAAAUCUUGAUGACAAGGAUGCAAGACACUUGAUGGUUAUCGGUAAAAGUGAUUCUAUAGUAAAUUGGUUAACAUACAAAUUGAGGAAUAGAAAUUUGGAUCCGGUUGUUAUUAUGGGAUCUCAAUUUCCUGAUGAUCAGGAUGAUUAUGCAUAUAGCAUGUGCGUUGAAACGGGAAGACCGUUGAUUCUUACUGAUUUGGAAAUUAUUUAUGGAAGUCUUUAUGAUUUAUGGAAUCAGAAUUAUAUCGUUGCAGGUAGUGCAGACAAUCCAAAAUACUAUACUAGAGUGGCUCUUGGUGCUUAUGCAAAUCCUAUGCUUUACGUUCACGAGGCAUUUCGAUGUAUUCUUGUUCUCGAUGAAACAAAAUUAAAGACAGCCGAUCCUCCACUUUUAAAUCGUUUCGAAAAGCAAAAGAUGACAAUCAAAGAUACUUUGACCACAACUGAAUAUCAAAUAGUUGAGCAAUUACUAACAUGGGUAGAACAAAUGUCAAAGAUUUUUGGAACACAAGGCAACCAAUCAAAACUAAAUGAAGAUUUUAAACAAAAAGAUUUGUUUAUUGGAUUCGAUCCUGAUGAAACUAUUCAAAGUCUGGUCAUUGAUACCAAGAAAAAUUAUCCAAAUAGUGAUGACCGAGAUAUCUUGAUGAAAUGUAAAGAAAAGCUGGUGGCUAUUGCUUCAAGCGAUGGUAUUAUCAGAGCUGAAAAAUCAGAGUUAGAUGAUGAUGAGAAAAGAUAUUGGAAAAAAAUCUAUUUCGAACAUCAAAAUCAUGAUAGCAUUGCUGAUUAUAUUAAAGCUGCGUUGAGCAAAUCUAAUAGUUCACGUGGACUUCAAAUUAUCAUUAACACUUUUUCCAACAUAAAUACUGACAUUAAAGCAUGUUUAGAUGGAAUUGUCAAUUGUCAAGUUGAUAAAUUAUCGACCUUUAAAACUGAAUCUCAGCUUCAAAAUAGAAUUAAAGAUUUCUGGUUAGAAUCCACUGACGAAAUGCUUAUUCUUCAAUGCGACGUCACAGUUGUAAAUGCUGGAUGUAUCAAAUUAGCAAAAUUCUUGAUUGAACAACUUAAAAAUGAAUAUUUGAUGAAACAAGAGAAAAGACCUGAACUUACUUGGAAUACUAAGCAUGCAUGUAUCAUUAUGCAUAUUCAUAGGGAACAAGAAAAUUCUUCCGCAUCAUUCAAUUUUAUGUGCGGAUGGGAUCAAGUCACAAUUGAAACUCUUGCGGAACAAGAAAAAUCACUUUCUGAGCUUAUGGAUAAAAGUCAUGGUUACAAGAAAAAGCCUCAGCAAAUUGGCAAUAUAAUGACACCAAUCGCAAAGAUUCUUUGCGCUCUUGAACAACACGCUGCAACUAGAACCUUUUUUGCGAUUGAUAACCCAGACAUUGAUGUUGUAGACGAUGAUAAUUUUCUUCUUGAUUUUUGGUUCAGCAUGUUCAAUAACAAAAAAAUCAUAGAUCUCGAAAAAGUUCCAGAACCAUCACCAGAUUUUUAUAGUAUGCCACCAGGAAUUUACGAUUUGAAAUUCCCAUUUUCAUAUUAUUUUAUGAAACAGAUUGACAAUUUCAAACCACUCUAUCAUGAAGAAAUUAGUAUAUUAACGCAAAAUCCUCAAAAUGUUGAUCUCACAACUGGUGAACUUGAUGAGGAUGCACAUGAGGAUUAUCUUAAAGAAUUAACUAAAAAAAUCCGCUCAAUCAAUCCGCUAUUAGAGACAGCACCUAUAACUAGAGUACCAGAAUUGUAUUUCAAAGAUUUUGUUUCAGUUAUUGCCUAUAGUGAGCCUGGUAAUGAAGAUCCUGAACAACUAGAAUUAAUAUUUAAGCGAAGGCUUGGAGAAAUAAAAGUGUUGGAACCUGUUGCAUUGCAUGCAUAUUGGUGGUCACAUGGAACCUCUGUCAUAGCAGAAUCACAAAUUGUUAAAAUAUGUCCACAACUAAAAUAUAUUACAGAUAGUGAUAUUAGUGAUAUAUCAGAAAUUAUCAAAAAUGCUGUGGCAAUAAUGUUGGAUAGAAUUAAAAGUGGAGAAGAAACCGAAAGAUGGAAACACGAUGCCAAUAAAAUUAUUAUGCUUGGUAAAAAGAUAUCUGCUGAUUCAACAUCUCUUCAGGCAUUAAUAUUUUAUAAUGAUUUGCUUAACAUUGGGUCAAUUCGAAAGAAAGACAUUUUACAAAUUAUUUCUCUUGGAAAAAGUUCAAACCAAAUAAUCACCAUUGAAAUGUUAAAUGCAGUUUUUGAAAUUUUAAACAAUAUUCCUAAUACAGAAAGAAAUAUAUCUAAACGAACCAUAAUAUUAAGUUUUCUUGAUAUAAUUCCAGUAGAAUCUGAUGUAAGGAUUCAACUUUAUAAACAGUUAUUUUCGGGUAAACCAUUGCCAUUAAUGAGCAUAGUAAUUAAAAGAAUCUUUGAAAUCGAGGAGAAGCAUUACAAAGAGGUGUUUUUCAAACUUAUUCAAAAUCAAACAAAUAUUUCACAAAUAUCUCAGAGAUUAAAUGUGAUAGAUAAAUCUAUAAAAGAUUUCAAUUCUGACAUGGCAACUUUAUGCUGUGACAUUAUCCAACAUGAAUAUUUUCAUAAAACAAAUUUAACUACAUUAGCUCCAUACCUUCAAUCAGCUUUAGAAGUAAUAUGCAAUGAAGUUCAAUCAUUAAAACAAAUCGCAGCAAUAGCGUUUUUAAAAGAAUUUGUUGGGAUGUUUUGGGAUGUAGUUUUUCAAGAUAAAGAUCGACCUAUUAAUUAUCAUCUCAUGAGAAUUGAACAACAUGAACUUUUAAACGAUGUUGUUUGUUUCAUGGAUAUGCCACAACCAUUGAUUCACUCUCUAAAAAUAUACUUUCUUCGAGAUUUAAGACAACGUGGCCUAUCGUUUGAUGAUUUAAAAAGAUUUUGUAAAGCGAGAUCUAACGAAUUAUCCUGGUAUAAUCAUUUCUCAUGGGAAACAAAUGAUUCAUCUCGGCUACCGUUCAACCCGUACUGGCAUUUAUCUAAAAACAUUCAAGCUGAAAGUGCAUACACUCGAUUGUAUCAAUUCUCAGACAAUUCUCAAAUGCAAAGAUUUAUCAGAACGAUUGAACAAAAUGAUGAUGUAGAAUUAAGAUUGGUAUUACUUGGAAUCUUCAUGACCAAAUUUCAUGCCAUGCGAGCUUCACGAGAGUUUAAUCAUGCAGAACAACGAGCGGCAGAUUUUAUGUUAAACGAAGUUAUCAAAUUUUAUUUACCAAUUGCUUAUAAACAAAUGAUUGAAGAAAUUAUGAUCAAUAAACAUAAUUUAUAUAGUAUUGACACUAAUAUUACUAGCGGUGAACUAGUCAUGAAGUCAGUUCUUGUGCAUAUUGUGGGAUUACAUGCUUCCAUUUCUCAAAAUAUAUCGCCAUUAGCUGCUUAUUUGCAAGAUGCACAAACAUGUCAGUCACAUUAUAUUAUUGCUUGUCAGUCCGAUUACGAAACUGUUUUGUUUAAUGCUGUUGCACAAGGUGGAUCUAAGCAUGUGUUGGCUGGAGGAAAUGUUCAGCUUGAUCAAGUAAAGUCCACCGAUUUCAAAGCACAAGAUCAAGCAGGAUAUAUUGAAGAAGAACCGAAUGACAAGCCAAAUUAUUCAAUUCGAUCAAUGAUUCCAGCUUCAUAUCGAAUUCUACAUCUGUUCGUUCACACUCUUAUUGCAGCUUCAGCAACAAAAACGAGCACAACAUUAUUCACACAAACUGAGAAAAAAUACAGUGAUAUAAUUCAAUAUUGUUUGGAACAUAUUAGGUGCGAUUGGAAUAUUCUGAAAAAUGUUCUUGAUGUUUCAGAUGAGAAUUUGGCACUAUUAUUUCAUUCAAUACUAAGCACUAUGGCCAAAGAACAAUUUCCUCAACAAAAAGCUGUGCUUAAAACAUCAGAAGAAAGAGAAGAUUGGGAAAUGGGCUUUAGCGCGGCAUAUAUUUUACCAAAAAUUCAAAGUGUUACUAAAACCACCGUUGAUUUCAAAUCGGAAUUGAAUAAAGGAAUGGAAAUAGCAAAAGUUGCUAAAAACGGAUUAGAAGAUGAAAUUACACAAGAAUUAGAAAUGAGCCCACAAUAUAAUAAAGAUUACCUUCCUAAGUUGUGGAGAUUUACUGGAAAAAUUAGCUUUGAAGGAUUUAAUGCAUAUUAUCUAAAGAAUAUUUUACAAAAUUCCAAAGAUUUCCCAUUUUUAAAUAUUUAUUUCAAACACGAAAAGUAUUUAUCACAAUUAAAACACUUUUAUCCAAUUAUCAAAUUCGUCAAAAUUUUACAUUCAAAACUAGCACACAAAUUAACCAGAGAAAAAGCAAUAAAAUACACUUUUGAUGAAUUCAUUCAAGAUGAAUCAAAAAAUGAAGCAUUUGUAUCUUUAGAAACAUCUUAUGAUGAAUUUGAAAAGUCCUGGAACGCGGUUGCUGGCAACGUUCGUAGGUACCAGUGUCAUGACUUUGAACCUCAUAAAUUGACAAAGAAUAAUCCGGUGGUAUUCGGAUUAAUUGAAGCUAAAGAUUCUGGAAUUUAUUUGUGCGCAAUCAUAGAAUAUUUGGUCAAUAUACAAAACCACUUCUUAGAAGAUGUUAUUUCAAUUCCGGAUGAAACCUGUUUAUCUCUUAAAUUCUUACAAAAAGCUGUACCCUGGGCAACUUCAAUCCAAGACGAAACAACAACUAUUUCUAAUCCUUAUCAUAUUCCUUCCAAACAAGUCAAUUCUUUACAGCAAUCUAAUAUAAUCAAUUAUGAAUGGGAUAACAAAUUACUUCGAUAUAGUCAACAUAACCUUGAAAUUAGGCAUGGUGAAGAAGUGAUUUAUGAUUUGCAGAAAAUAGAACAAGAACUCGCACAACUUUUAAUUUCAGAAAAAGUAUUCAUAGAAGGAAAUAGUGAAGAUCAAUUAUACAUGGACCAAUUUUCUUAUCAUAUGGAGUUAUUACAUGGUGGGUCAAGAAUUUUAAAUGAGAUCAAAGGAUUAAUACCACAAGAACCAAUUCCUACCGACAAAAUUUCAUUAAUUGGAGUUACAGAUCAAUCAAUUAAUCAAAAAUUACUUCAAUCAUUGGAAAUACUUUUAUGCUUUAUUAAGAGGAUAUCGACCAAAAGUGGUGAAACGCUUAUUAAAGAUUUCAUUGAUCAAUGGAUUCAGUUAUCAAAUUCAAUAGAACUAAAUAAUUUUCAGCAAAUUAUUAACAUCGAAUUGAGGUUAAAACACAUUGUAGCAUUAUAUGAACUUAUUGAAGAUCAAGUAGCAAAUAUCGGAAUCAGUUAUAUAAAUGAGGAAUUUAAAAAACCACUUAAUGAAAUGAUGACAAAGGAAAUUUUGGAUUCUUUAAUCAUCGAUCAGCAACAUGUUAUCACAGAUAAUCCUAAACAACAAUCGCAAAUUCCGGCCGAAGCAUUUGUCACUGCAUUAAAAAGAUAUAUGCAAAGAUUCUUGUGUGUUGAUACAAAUAUUAAAGCAGAUCUUCUUUUAUCUAUCUAUUUAUGUGAUAUGAGUUUAAAUUUGUGGCCUGAUGAAAUUAAAGAAACAUUAGUGGAAGAGAUGUUUCCACAAUCAUUAUUGGUUGAAAAUACAUAUGAAGCUUAUAAAUUUGUUAGAGAAAAAAUUCAGGUUGCUGCGCAAAUGCAACAGUCCCAAACAGUAGUGAAACCGCCUCAUGAUUUGCCAGUGAAUAACCCUGUUAUACUUCCAUCAAUUCGUAAUACUGAUGCUCCACAAAAUGUCGUAAAACCAACAAAUAGAACUCGUGCCCGUCAACGCGGGCGUGGUCCCAACGUUAAUUUUGAUGUAUAUUGA
This is a messenger RNA of Racocetra fulgida, 13257 nucleotides long. The record is from the annotation of a GenBank genome assembly. NCBI's taxonomy places the organism in Eukaryota, Fungi, Glomeromycota, Glomeromycetes, Diversisporales, Gigasporaceae.